Saprolegnia parasitica CBS 223.65 is the source of this 1479-nucleotide messenger RNA. Its product is annotated as TKL protein kinase. Gene Ontology annotation, molecular function: ATP binding; protein kinase activity. Gene Ontology annotation, biological process: protein phosphorylation. Bases 1 to 1479 code for a protein of 492 amino acids. NCBI's taxonomy places the organism in Eukaryota, Oomycota, Saprolegniomycetes, Saprolegniales, Saprolegniaceae. The transcript is spliced from 2 exons. The record is from RefSeq and is a predicted model, not a curated record.
AUGUUGUCUUCCCGUCGACGCUCGAUCAAUUGUACUACCUCCCAGGUUGCACACAACCGCAUCACCGAAGUUCGCGCCAACUUUCCGUCGUCCCUCACGUCAUUGUACGUACGACGCGAGCUUUGCGGCUUCACGCACCGCGACUAUAAUAGGUGUCUGGCGGGCAACAACAUUACGGCUUUUUACGCCAACCGUUCGCAGUUUGAGCUCCUCGCACGGCUCCGCAACCCCAACAAGUCGUCCCUCACGUACGAUCGGCAUCGCGGUGCGUCGGGCAAGUGGAACUUCCAAGGACCGUGCGACAUUGUCCUGAGCACGACCGCAACCAACACGACGUGUGUUGACCACACGCACACGCGCCUGCUCUUUGACGUCUUCCCCAUCUGCAUGCUGCCAGACGACGAGGCGUCCACGGGCAGCUCGAGCGCACCGUCCGAGGGCUACCUCCACGUCGUUGGCGUCGCGGCCGGCGGCAUGCUCCUCCUUCUCACGCUUCUUAUGACGACCACAUUUUACCGCCACCGGGCAACCAAGUGGCAAUCGUCGACGAGUCACGAGACGCACCUGCCGCUCGAGACGCCACUUGCGAUCCGAAACGACGUGCGCUUCGACCCGGCACUGCGGUCGCGGCGCGUGCCGGCGUCGGACGUCGAGCGCCACGCAGUGCUCGCGCGUGGCGGCUGCGGCAUCGUGUACCGGGCGUCGAUCCACGGGUCGCGCAUGGUCGCGAUGAAGCGCAUUCUGCCGACGCGCGCAGACGACAUCAACGUCGUCGAGGACUUUAUGGCCGAGAUCCGCCUCAGCGCGAGUCUCGAGCACCCCAACAUUGUUGCGUUCGUCGGCAUGACGUGGACGAGCGUGUACAAUUUAUCGGCCAUCUACGAGCUCAUGUCCCACGGCGACCUCUGGCAGUUUCUCCGGCGGAGUCAUGGCCUGACGUGGCACGGCCCCGGUGUCUCGAAAGCGUCGAUUCUGCGAGACGUCGUCGCCGCACUGGUGUAUCUCCACGCGCUCUCGCCUAUGGUCGUGCACCGCGAUUUGAAGGCGAAGAACGUCCUCUUGAACGACGCGUAUGUCGCCAAGCUCGGCGACUUUGGCACGAGCCGCGAGUGCGCCGACCACACAAUGACGGCCGAGAUUGGCACCGUGCCGUGGAUCGCACCCGAGGUGCUCAAGGGCACGCGCUACAGCGAAAAAGCCGACAUUUACUCGUUCGGCGUCCUCGUCUCCGAGGUCGACACGGUCAAAGUGCCGUACUCUAACGUCCACGACUGCUGCCCGAGCGCCGACGGCACCUCGGUCGCGCUGGCGUCGGCCAACAUCGCGAUGCGGGUUGUAAAAGGGACGCUCCAGCCGUCGUUCUCUCCGUCGUGUCCGUCCGUCGUGCUCGAUAUUGCUCGCCAGUGCCUCUCGUACGACCCGGACGACAGGCCGAGCGCGGCGCAGCUCGCAGCGUGGCUCCAGCGCCUCUCGCUCUGA